GCUGUCUAAUGCAGAAAUGCAGGUGGAUGGACUGGACUAGCAUCGUCUGUGUGCAAGGCACUGGGGGGAAAAAAAUACUGCGUCCCAAAUUGCAAUAUUUAAACACGGAUAUACAUAACCUGGAGACCCGGGGAGACGAACCAGACCCAAUUUGGACAGUUUCUUUGGAGAAACACGAACUUAAAACUAUAGGAUCUGGGAAGGCACUGCAGAGUAUGCUCUGUGUGGUAAUCACCUAGGAAUCAUGCAUCUUAUCUUGUGGGCUGUCAACACAAGAUAGCCACAGCUGAAAAACUUGCCUCGCAACCUUCCAGACUCCCCAUAGGAAAUUGGAUCUUAUGACUUAAUUUUUGGAAGACUUGUCCUAAUUCAAAAACUGUUUUCUCAUUGGCUGGGAAGGAACACUGCCUCCUCCUCCCCGCCCCCUCCCCUCAAUUCUGACCAAUGGAGAAGCUUAGAAAGGAAGAACACUCCUAAGGAAAGGAAGCACAGCUUUUGGAAGGAAUUCUGGGAGAAGAGAAACGUUACAUUAAACUGGAUUGGUGGAUUCUCCUUCAGAAGUCAUUGGAUUGGACUAAAAAGAAAGCAUAGCGACCCAUUUCUCUGCUAACAGUGGAUUUGAAAAUAUUGUUGAAUUUUUUUUUCUGGGUUAACUGUUUAAGAAGAUGGCCACAUUUUUUCCAUCUAAGGUCCUGUCCCGUUUGGGUAUCUUCAUGGCCUUUUUGGUGUUUGGGGGAGCAAUGGCGCUAGAAUUCGGGGGUGCCCCAGGACAGUGGGCUAGGUACGCCCGUUGGGAAGCGGGUUCAAUGGGAGAACUCAGUUUCAGCAUCAAAACAAAUGCUUCCAAAGCCCUGGUGCUUUACCUUGACGACGGAGGGAACUGUGAUUUCUUGGAGCUUCUCAUCUCGGAUGGUCGUUUGCAGCUACGCUUCGCCAUCUCCUGCGCGGAGCCCGCUACCGUUCACUUAGACACACCGGUCAGCGAUGACCGCUGGCACAUGGUCCUGCUCACCCGGAACUACCGCGAGACCAUGCUGGUAGUGGACAGCGAGGCUAAGGUGUCCGAAGUGAAGUCCAAGCGGCGGGACAUGUCUGUGGUCAGUGAUCUGUUUGUCGGAGGCAUUCCUCCGGAUGUCAGGCUCUCAGCUCUCACCUCCAGCACUGUCAAAUACGAGCCCCCCUUCCGAGGCCUGAUCGCCAACCUGAAAGUGGGCGAGACUCCCCCCAACUUGCUCAGCAGCCAGGGAAUCCAGAGUGACUUGGAGUAUCUGUGUACCAAGCAGAACCCCUGCCUCAAUGGGGGGCUCUGCUCCAUACACCAUGGGGAAGUUCGUUGUGACUGCAGUCUUACCAGGUACCAGGGGAAGUUCUGCAAUGAAGAAGAGCAUUCGGUGGAAGGUCUGGCGCACCUGAUGUUAAACAGCCAAGGAGACACAUCACAGGCUGGGAAAGAAGAAUCGGUGGCGACCUUCAAGGGCAACGAGUUUUUCUGCUACGACUUGUCCCACAACCCCAUCCAGAGCAGCACGGACGAGAUCACGCUGUCGUUCCGCACGCUGCAGCGCAACGGCCUCAUGCUGCACACGGGCAAGUCGGCCGACUACGUCAACCUGUCCCUGAAGAGUGGAGCGGUGUGGCUGGUCAUCAACCUGGGAUCCGGGGCCUUCGAAGCGCUGGUGGAACCGGUGAACGGCAAGUUCAAUGACAACAACUGGCACGAUGUGCGAGUGACGAGGAACCUGCGCCAGCACGCAGGCAUUGGACACGCUAUGGUGACCAUCUCUGUUGACGGGAUACUGACGACCACAGGGUACACUCAGGAGGAUUACACCAUGCUUGGCUCGGACGAUUUCUUUUACAUUGGGGGGAGUCCCAACACAGCUGACCUCCCUGGAUCUCCAGUUAGCAAUAACUUCAUGGGCUGUCUCAAAGACGUGGUCUACAAGAACAACGACUUUAAACUAGAGCUGUCCCGACUCGCGAAGGAAGGGGACCCCAAAAUGAAGGUCGAGGGGGAUCUGGUGUUCCGCUGCGAGAACGUGGCGGCCCUUGACCCCGUGACCUUCGAGAGCCCCGAAGCGUACAUCGCCCUGCCCAAGUGGAACACCAAGAAGACGGGCUCCAUCUCCUUCGAUUUCAGGACCACGGAGCCCAGCGGUCUCCUGCUGUUCAGCCACGGCAGGCUGCAGGCCCCCAAAGAAAGCCGUGCCGAGCGUUUGCAGAAGGCGGAUUACUUCGCAAUGGAGUUGCUGGACGGCUACCUGUUCCUGCUGUUGGACAUGGGCUCAGGGGCUAUCAAGAUGAGAGCCAGCAGUAAGAAGGUGAAUGAUGGGGAGUGGUGCCAUGUGGACUUCCAAAGAGACGGACGCAAAGGCUCCAUUUCGGUGAACAGCCGUAGCACCCCAUUCCUGGCGGGGGGGGACAGUGAGAUCCUCGACCUGGACAGUGAGAUGUACCUGGGGGGUCUCCCGGAGAGCCGAGCGGAGCUCAUCCUGCCCCCAGAAGUGUGGACUGCCUUCCUCAACUACGGCUACGUGGGCUGUGUGCGGGACCUCUUCAUCGACGGGAAGAGCCGGGACGUGCGCGGCCUGGCUGAGGUGCAGAGCGUGCGCGGGGUCAGCAGCUUCUGCUCUCGCGAGACGCACAAGCAGUGCGGAGCCAACCCCUGCCACAACACGGGCCACUGCAGGGAGGGAUGGAACCGCUACAUCUGUGACUGUGUGGGGACCGGCUACCUGGGGAAGAACUGCGAGAGAGAAGCUACAGUGCUGAGUUAUGAUGGGAGCAUGUAUCUCAAAAUCAUGAUGCCACUGGUGAUGCACACAGAAGCAGAGGACGUCUCCCUGCGCUUCAUGUCCCAGAGAGCCUAUGGGCUGCUCAUGGCUACCACUUCCAAGGAAUCGGCUGACACCCUUCGCCUGGAGCUGGACGGUGGGAGGGUCAAGCUGACCGUCAACCUAGACUGUAUCAGGAUAGACUGUAACCUCAGUAAAGGCCCUGAGACUCUGUUUGCAGGACAGAAGCUGAACGACAAUGAGUGGCAUGCUGUGAGAGUGGUGCGCAGGGGGAAGAGCCUGCAGCUCUCAGUGGAUAACGUCACGGUGGAAGGGCAAAUGGCGGGUGCCCACACUCGUCUAGAGUUCCACAACAUUGAGACUGGCAUCAUGACCGAGCGGCGAUUCAUCUCCGUGGUGCCCUCCAACUUUAUCGGGCACCUACAAAGCCUCUCCUUCAAUGCUCUGCCCUAUCUAGACCUGUGCAAGAACGGAGACAUCAGCUACUGUGAGCUGAAUGCCAGGUUCGGCAUGCGCAGUAUCAUAGCAGAUCCGGUCACCUUCCGGUCUAAAGGGAGCUACCUAGCUCUGGCUACUUUGCAGGCUUAUGCCUCUAUGCACCUUUUCUUCCAGUUCAAAACCACCGCCACGGAUGGACUGCUGCUGUUCAACAGUGGAGAUGGCAGCGAUUUCAUUGUGGUGGAGCUUGUUAAGGGGUAUAUCCACUAUGUCUUUGACCUGGGUAACGGCCCUUCUUUAAUGAAGGGGAAUUCGGACAAGCCCCUCAAUGAUAACCAGUGGCACAACGUGGUGGUGUCCCGGGACGCUAGCAAUGUGCACACACUCAAAAUCGACUCCCGCAUCGUCACCCAGCACUCCAAUGGAGCACGCAACCUGGACCUGAAAGGAGAGCUGUACAUUGGUGGUGUCAGUAAGGGGAUGUACAACAAACUACCGAAACUGAUCGCGUCCCGGGACGGCUUCCAGGGAUGCCUGGCAUCGAUGGACCUCAACGGGAGACUCCCCGACCUCAUUGCAGAUGCCCUCCAUCGCGUGGGGCAGGUCGAGCGGGGCUGUGAGGGUCCCAGCACCACUUGCACUGAGGAUUCAUGUGCCAACCAAGGGGUGUGUCUGCAGCAGUGGGACGGGUACACAUGUGACUGCAGUAUGACAUCAUACGGGGGACCAGUCUGCAAUGACCCCGGUACCACCUACAUUUUCGGGAAAGGAGGUGCCCUCAUUACCUACACCUGGCCUCCUAAUGACCGGCCCAGCACGCGAGCAGACCGCCUGGCUGUGGGGUUCAGCACGCAGCUCAAAGAUGCCAUCCUGGUUCGGGUGGAGAGUGCAUCUGGACUGGGAGACUACCUGCAGCUUCACAUAGAAGAGGGAAGGAUCGGAGUGAUUUUCAACGUGGGCACCGAUGACAUCACCAUCGACGAGAACGCAGUCGCGGUGAACGACGGCAAAUACCACGUGGUGCGGUUCACGCGAAGCGGAGGCAAUGCCACGCUACAGGUGGACAACCAGCCAGUCAUUGAGAGAUACCCAUCUGGAAACUUUGAUAGCGAGCGGCUGGCUAUUGCUAGACAAAGAAUUCCAUACAGACUUGGUCGGGUAGUUGAUGAAUGGCUACUCGACAAAGGACGGCAGCUGACCAUCUUUAACAGCCAGGCUGCGAUUAACAUUGGGGGUCAGGAAAGGGGUCGCCCCUUCCAAGGUCAGAUCUCGGGGCUCUACUACAAUGGCCUGCAGGUCCUCAAGCUGGCCGCGGAGGGGGACCCCAACGUGCGGGCCGAGGGGAACCUGCGGCUGGUCGGGGAGGUGCCCUCAGUCCUGACCACCGACACCACAUCCACCACCCCGCUGGCUGACAUGUCCACCACAAUCAUGGAGACCACAACGACCAUGGCCACGACCACCACCAGGAGGCAGCGUUCGCCCACCAUGAGGGACAGCAUCGCUCAGGUGAGCAGGGAUAGUCUGGAUCAGAAUACCGAUGAUCUGCUUGUUGCUUCGGCAGAAUGCCCCAGCGACGAUGAAGAUUUAGAGGAGUGUGAGCCUGGAACUGGAGGUGAAUUAGUGUUGCCCAUAAUUACAGAAGAUUCCUUAGACCCCCCUUCAAUCGCCACCCGCUACCCCGUCAUCCCCGCUCCCCCUACUUACCGUCCAUUCCUAACCCUCCUCGAGACCACCAAAGAAUCCCUCACCCUCCCCUCCGCCAACCAGCGCCCCCCCUGCCCCCUUGACCAGGAAGAUAACGAUUGCGAGGAUGCCAUCGAAGUCUCGGGCUACGGCUCUGGGGAGGUCUUUGACUCCAGUUUGCCCCCGACCGACGAUGAGGAUUUUUACAAAACUUUUCCCUUGGUCACAGACAGGACCUUGUUACCUCCGCCGGCAGUCAACGGGGGGGCCGAAGGCAAAAUCUCCCGGGACCGCCACUUUUCCAAGCCCAAUUCCAAGUCCUCCACCGCCACCACUUCCAACUCCCCUCCCGAAAACCAGGGCCCUGCACAGGGGGCCAGCCCCGACCUUCUCCUGCGUAAAACUAAAAACAGCAUCCCCGCCGGCAAAAUGAACACCCGCGAUCAAGUCCUCUUGCUCCCCAUGCCCACUUCCUAUGACCUUGAUCAUAACGGUAGACACAGACACCAGCCCGAUAUAACCUAUCCCCCCAAUUUCCACAAUCUGCCUACAGCCAAUCCCACGGGCCCCGGAGAAAGGGGUCCCCCAGGAGCCGUGGAGGUGAUCCGGGAAUCCAGCAGCACCACCGGGAUGGUGGUGGGAAUAGUGGCCGCAGCGGCGCUCUGCAUCCUCAUCCUCCUCUACGCCAUGUAUAAGUACCGCAACCGCGACGAAGGCUCUUACCAGGUGGACCAAAGCCGCAAUUACAUCAGCAACUCUGCGACGCAAAGCAACGGUGCCGUGGUGAAGGAGAAGCAGCCCGGCGUUGCCAAGACAACGGGAAAGAACAAGAAGGACAAAGAUAAAGAGUAUUACGUCUGAGAGAGAGAGAAAGAGAGAGAGAGAGAGGGGGGAAGAGAGAAUGGAACGUGAGAAUUCUGUAUCACACUACCGAAAACACUCGGUCAUAUGUUCCGCAACACAAAAUCCCCUGCCCUCCAAUCCCAUCCCUUCCCUUGUCCUUACAAGAACAGGAGUUGAAGGAAAGAAAAUUGUGGAUCACUAUACAUUCAAAGACCCUUCAUCUCCCCUGCUUUCUUUCUUUCUUCCCCACACCUCUUCCUUUUCCUCUCUCUAAUCCUUUUUGUUUCAGUGAUUAUAUUAUAUUAUUUAUGUAUUUAUUUAUUUAUGUCUGACUGGGCCAUUCUCAAACGUGCCAACACUUAUUUAAAAGAGGGGGAAAAAAAGACUUUUAAGAACAUGAAAAGAGAAAUGAAAAAGGGAUCAGAAGCAAUGCAAAACGGUGUUUGGUUUUUAAAAACAAUAAAUCAUAAAAGGACAGACAUCCUCUUCCAAAAGUCUUGGGGAGAGAGUAAUUAUGGACGAAUCGAAGAAAUGACUUUGUUUGUGCCAAGCUGAAAUGAACAGACACAGACUCGGCAAACGUGAUAGACGACAACAAAAAACAGAGGAAAAUGUAGUUUGGUUUUGUACUGGGGGUCUUGCUUGUCGGUGGCACUCUAAGACACAAACAGAAACGUGCAGACGGUACAGACUGGAUUGCCAAGACCUAAAAAAAAAAUUAAAACAAAAUAAAACAGUGGACCUUUUGCUUGCUAAACCAAUGCAGCUGCCAGUUGCACUCCAGACCUGAUACAAACUCUGCCUUCAAAUUUGUGUCUCUUCAGUCACGCUCUCUCUCUCUCUCUCUCUCUCUCUCUCUCUCUCGGUUAAGGUGCUAAUGCAACAUUUUUUCUGCUGUGUUUCAAGCAUGUAGUAUUCAUGUACAAAGAAAUGUAAUCGUUUCAGUGGAGAAAAAAAACAGCUACAUCAGCCAUUCAGAACCCAGUGGGUUUUUUUUUCUUCUUUUUUGGUUCAUUCCUAACUUGGGACUUCAUAUGCAGUAGGUCGUAACCAGCAAAUGAAGGAGAUGUUCUGUGCAACAUGAAAAAAAAGACUUAAAUAUAUAAAUAUAUAUAUGUAUAGACCUUUCAGAGUCCUACAGACCAGCUAGAAGCUUAUAAAAAAAUGUGUGUUUGUUUGUGUGAUUUAAUGGGAAAAAAAGACUGCAAAAAGUGGAUAGCCAUCUUUCUGAAAACAACAACAGGAAAAAGAACAAGAUUUUGUUAAAUCCUGAAUUUUUUUUUUUCUAAGGAAAAAUGUGUCUUCAUUAAAAUCAACAGUUUUAUUCUUAAGCGAAGAUGGACUGAAAUGGAACGCAGAACAAUACCGAAAUAAAAAAAAAACUGGUCCCUUUUGGGAGGAAAAAAAGACUCCAGUAUUCAAAUGUUCUUGACUCCAUUAUGAACUGUUAACAUGAAAAAAAAAAUCUAAAAAAAAAAAAAAAAAAGUUUGUGAAUCUCAUCCCAUUAUUAAGAACGGUGUGUUUUCCCUGUUUACGUUCCUGUUAGAAAAAAUAAAAAUAUAAAAACGUACAGAAAGAAAUGACAGGAAUUGUUACAAUUUGUACAUGACUGGUUGUUGCUGUCUCUCUUGUUUAAAACCAAAUAGCUACCUUUUAUGAUUUCUAGUGUGUAUCAAAAUAUUUUCAGUUUCCUUUCAAAUAAUGCAAAACUAGAGGAGUGCUGGUUGUAAACACAGCCGUGAAAACUUACAACAGGGGGUCAGAAUUCCUGUUUUUUUAUUAUUAUUUUUUUGUAUCAAAACUUCUCUCCCUUUUAGGUGGGUAGCUGUGUUAUUUUAUUUAUCUAAUUUUAUUUUGUUAUCUUCGAAAAAUUGGGUUCUAUAGGCUACUCCCAGUAUCUUCCUGUUCUAUUCAAUGUUAUUGUAAGUGUCAGCAGUGAGAUGAAUCUACAUGUGUGUACAUUAACAGAGGGAAAUACAAUUGGUUAUAUACUUCUUA
Molecule: messenger RNA, 7761 nt
Organism: Acipenser ruthenus (sterlet)
Lineage: Eukaryota; Metazoa; Chordata; Actinopteri; Acipenseriformes; Acipenseridae
Product: neurexin-2-like
Exons: 23
Coding region: 666-5780 (1704 amino acids)
Source: RefSeq, a predicted model, not a curated record